Molecule: messenger RNA, 2103 nt
Organism: Suillus subalutaceus
Lineage: Eukaryota; Fungi; Basidiomycota; Agaricomycetes; Boletales; Suillaceae
Exons: 4
Coding region: 1-2103 (700 amino acids)
Biological process (GO): protein phosphorylation
Molecular function (GO): protein kinase activity
Source: RefSeq, a predicted model, not a curated record
AUGGGAAAGGAGAUGCAGGAUUAUAUCAUUGGCCCGAUGCCGGUAAAGGACUUCAUCGACAAAUUCCUACCGAACCCUGGAGAUAAUGACAUCUCGGACUUCACUUCGCGCUUCGCUUCGGCCUCAGAAUCCGAUGUGUUCAACUUGCAAUCAAUUCAAAGAGAGCAGGACGUUUACCAACCAUUCAUUAACGGCAUGCAAGAAUUCGCCCCUCAAUUAUCGUUUGUGAACACUUCGAAACAUGCAGAUACGAAGAACUGCGCAUCAUUUACAUUCAAUGUCAUGCCGGACGUAUGCGUAUAUGCCGAUGGAACAUCUGACGGCUGUGAUAUCACCAAAGCCGAAGUACACAUCGAAUUCAAGUGGAAUGAUGCUCUCGACGCAUUCAGCAAAAAUCCUGGAGUCGAUAAUCCUAUUGUUUCUCAGACUGACAAGGCAUUUGAUACACUCGGUCAAAUAACGAGCUAUGCUGCCGCUCAGCUCGGUGCUCAAUAUUGUACCCAUUUAUUCUCCGUCCUCGUCAUUCGUAACCGUGCUCGUCUCAUCAGAUGGGAUAGGGAGGGAGCUAUCGUCACGAACGCCUUCGAUUACCAGCACGAACCUCACUUGGCCGAUUUCUUUUAUUGUUUCGCACGAGCAUCGCCUGCACUGCGUGGUGUCGAUACUUCCGUAACGCUAGCUAGCGACGAAGAAGCUACCCUCGCAAGGACAGCGUUAAAACUUGCCCCUACCAUACGCAUGUUCAAAGUUGCGGUCCCUCGGGAUCCAGCUGACGAAAACUCUGGCUGGUUGACGCUCAUUAUUCCCCAACCUGUUGCAAAAGGUUAUCCGCUUGUUGGCCGUUGGACUCGCACGUGCCCUGCGUUUGACAUCCUCAACAAGACAGUUGUGAUGUUCAAGGACUCUUGGCGCGUGUCGAUCAAGGAUGUUCUCCCGGAAGGCGAAACUUACAGACUAUUAAAGUUAAAGAAAGUUCGCAAUGUCGCGACAUGUAUCGCAUUCCACAAUGAAAUCCACCCUGUCCCCCAGCAAAACACCCAGACCGUCAAGUUUAGGAACGCCAAAUGGGCGUGCCCUAACCAAGCUGUCACUCCUCACACUCUUCACCGCCUGGUUCUCAAUAUCGUGGGUGACAAGUUAACUGACUUCGAGAGCUCUCGUCAACUUGUUCAGUCUGUUCGUGACACAUUGGUUGCCCAUCACGAUGCAUUUGAAAAUGCAAAAAUAUUACACCGAGAUCUGAGCGUCGGGAAUAUCGUCAUCUACCGAGGGAAGGGGUUCCUUAUCGAUUGGGACUUAGCAAAGCUACUUAUUAUUCAGGGUCCUCGACAGACGACCCGUACGGGAACCUGGCAGUUUAUGUCCGCUCACCUCGUCAAAAACAUCGACGCCGUCCAUGGUGUCGAGGAUGACCUAGAGUCCAGUCUCUAUGUCAUUCUGUGGACGGCCUUGAUGUUCAAGGAGAGCUACAUGAGUUCCGUCGAUCGGACACAGUUUAUAUUGCAGGUUUUCGAUGCUGAUCCGCUACUGGGGUCCGGAGGAUCCGCGAAAUCGAAUUGGCUCAUCGCAAGAACUGAUCUUCCGCGGGAUAUAUUCGUCGACUGCAAACCGCUCGACAAUGUCGUUCUUGAACUCGCGCAGUUCUUUUCGCAUCGAUACUUCGUGGUCUCCCCUGAGGCACAGGAGAUGCUUGUACAAUUGCGGCUCUCGUUGGACGGAUGUUUUGACGACGAAGCUGGGCCUGCGCCCACGGCUGUACAGCGGAGGAUUAUAGAUGCUGCAAAAAAAGUCCUGUUGGAGUCGGUUGCCUACCAGAAGGAGAUGGGGAUGAAGAAACUGCAAUCACACGAGGCCGUCAUCGAUAUCUACAACAAACACCUUGAAUCACCCGGCUGGCCUGAUAAGGAUGCUGCUGUACUGCGAAAACUGCAUCCGAUUGACAAACCCAACGGACGUCGUAUGUAUACGAAGUCACUGUGCGCCUCGCAGGACGUGAUGGGACAGCUCACACCCGCUAGCAAGAAAUGUAGGAGGGAUUCAGAGGGUAACGCUGAGACCCUCAGUAAUCUUGAUCUAGAAAAUCUUGCCUCCUUCAACCAAUGA